Messenger RNA from Cutaneotrichosporon oleaginosum, 1124 nucleotides. The record is from RefSeq and is a predicted model, not a curated record. NCBI's taxonomy places the organism in Eukaryota, Fungi, Basidiomycota, Tremellomycetes, Trichosporonales, Trichosporonaceae.
GGAGUAUAUUCGGGUGUGAGGAAUCCGGAGGGGGAGGGGGAUGACGCGAUUCGGUCACUGCCUGGGUGAGCUGGACGACGGGCGCCCACCUUCCUUGAGCUUCCUCGCCCCUCCCCCCCACUGCGGCACUUGAUUCCCACUCCAGCGUCUCCAGUCUCUCUCUCCUCUCUCCUCUCCAUCACUUACCUCUUCAUCGCUACCACAUUCAAAAUGGUCAAGGCUAUCGCUGUCCUCAAGGGCGACUCCAAGGUCUCCGGCACCAUCACCUUCACUCAGGACGACAACGGCGGCCCCGUCACCGUCACCGGCAAGAUCGAGGGCCUCGACGCCAACGCCAAGCGCGGCUUCCACGUCCACCAGUUCGGCGACCUCUCGUCGGGCUGCACCUCGGCCGGCGCCCACUUCAACCCCCACGGCAAGAACCACGGCGGCCCCACCGACUCGGAGCGCCACACCGGUGACCUCGGCAACGUCCAGACCGACGGCUCGGGCUCGGCCAACGUCAACAUCCAGGACUCGCAGAUUUCGCUUGUCGGCCCCUACUCGAUCCUCGGCCGUUCGCUCGUCGUCCACGCCGGCGAGGACGACCUCGGCAAGGGCGGCCACGCCGACUCGCUCAAGACUGGUAACGCCGGCGGCCGUGCUGCCUGCGGUGUCAUCGGCAUCUCGGACAACUAAGCUAUUCGUAUGCAGUUGAGAAGGAAUGAGAUGUGAUAUGUUGAAGCUCUGCGUUCUGCACAAGAAGGAGAGGGGAAGAGAGCACUGGGAGAUACAAAAGAGACAACUACAAAAGAUGUUCCCAAGCAUGUGUGUCGAGGUGAUUCUCAUCCGGCGGUUUGCACCCUUUUGGCCGAUUGCCAGCAACCGUAUUCGAACCACGGACCAAUUGGAGUUGGGUGGUGGUUGGGUAUUUGGGCUUAUACUCCAACUCGUCCACACACAUGGCGGCGGGGGGAUGUGGUUUUUGGCUUACUUGUACCCUUCGGCGGACCGAUGUUGAGGGAGGAGGGGGGAUGAGUGAAUGCAUCCUUCACUCGUUGCCUCAGCUACUGUCCUAGCAAUCAUCGUCCACUCCCACCCCCACCCCUGCCACUCUGGUCAAUGGGUAUGCAUGCUAUGUGUCG